AGCAGGCAGGCAGGCAGGCAGGCAGGAGUGUAGCUGUGGAGGAAAGACUGCAGCAACGUGCAGCAGCCACUGUCUGAUCUGGUUCUGGGGACACGAAGCACAGGGAGCCACGGAGCGGCCGAGCGAGAGAGCGGGAGAGAGGGAGAGCAGUGUAGCGUUAUCUCACACAGGCACACGCAUGUGUCGGUGUGCGUGCGCGAGCGGGCGGGCGUGCAUGCAUGCGUGACGCGAGUGCACGUGAGCGCGUGUGUGCGCGUGCCUCUCUGCGCCGGUAAGGAGCGAUGCAUUUCAGGAGCAGAUAGCUCAUGUUAUCCGGCCUCUUCUACCUCUGCAUCCCAUUCACCCUGCUCCUCCCACCAAAGUCUUCCUCCGCCUCCUCCUCCUCCUGCUGCUGCUGCUGCUACUGCUGCUCUACGGCAUCAUUAGACAGGACCACAGGCUGACCGGAGACUGGUGAGCACCAGAUGGUCCCAGGUUUUGUACCGGCUGAAAUGUGUCGGCGGCUAAUGCUACGUCUACGCCUUGCCUAACUGUUGGAUUUGACUGCUGGCGUCUUCCUUUUUUUUUUUUUCUUUUUUUUUUUCGCUCUUUUUUUUUCGAAACCGCGCAUUUGAAAAAGGCAGAGGACGAUCCCUAAAUCCCAGGUGAAACGAGGAAUCGCUGGAUGCGUCUGUGUGUGCGUGUGUCAUCCUUUACUGGUGUUGCCGUUGGCGCAGUUCCCUCUAUUUUCCGCGGUUGUUGUUUCCCUUUUCUCUGAGACGGGGCUAGCAGGCACUGCAGCACUAGCACUGCAAGAGCCGUGAACGUGUGGGGCAUGAGGACCCAGCGACCACCCAGCGGAAGGGCUUGACUGCUCCCAUCGCACCGCUACAACUGCUGCUGUACUUCUGAGCUGAGUGAUUGGGGACAGCGGGCGGGAAGAGAAGAUGCUUAUGGCCCGAGACACGGCGAGGGACGAGGCUCAGAAGCUGCACAGGAAAUGGCUGAAGCACCAGGCCUUCAUGGCCGAGCUGGCCCGCAACAAGGAAUGGCUGGCCAAGAUAGAGCAGGAGGGCCAGGACCUGAUCCAGGAGAAGCCAGAGCUGCGGCCGGUGGUGCAGCAGAAGCUGGAGGAGAUCCGGGAGUGCUGGUCCGACCUGGAGCGGACCACCAAGGCCAAGGCCCGGCAGCUCUUUGAGAACAACAAGCCGGAGCCGGCGGUCAAGAGCUACUCGGACCUGGACAGCCAGCUGUCUCACCUGGAGCGCCAGCCCCCCCAGCUGGAGCAGGCACACCACCUGCCCACCUUCAAUGAGCAGCUGCAGAAAUUCCAGACCAUGGAGUCCCAGAUCGGGGACAUAUACAAGGAUGUGAGCGAUCUGGGCAGCCUGCAGGGAGUGUGCCUGCCCCAGCGGGUGGCCGGCAACAGGGAAGGCGGAGAGCAGUCAGGCGUGGUGGAGACACGCAUCGUCCGGCUCAUUGAGCCCCUGAAGGAGAGACGCCGCAUCCUGCUGGCGUCCAAGGAGAUGCACCAAGUGGCUCAGGACCUGGAGGAUGAGAUACUGUGGAUUCAAGAGAGGCUUCCCUUGGCGUCCUCUAAGGAGUACGGCAACAACCUGCAAAGUGUACAGCAACAUGUGAAAAAGAACCAGACCCUCCAGAGGGAGCUGACGGGCCGGUGUGCGCGGGUGGAGGAGGUGCUAGACCGGGCGGGCAUCAUCGCCUCCCUGCGGACCCCCGAGGUGGACUUUGUGCGCGAGGGGGCGGGGCACGUGAGGCAGCUGUGGGAGGUGCUACGGCUGGAGGCGGAGCGGCGGUCUGUGAUGCUGGACGCCGUGCUGCAGGCACAGCAGUACUACAGCGAGGCCGUCAAGGUCGAGUCCUGGCUGUCCGGGCAGAAGCUGCAGGUCGCCAACGAGGAGAAGGGCACCGAUGAGGAGAGCACUCUGCAGCUGCUUAAGGGACACCUGGUCCUGGAGCAGACCGUGGAGACGUAUGCAGAGACAGUAGGCAUGCUGUCCCAGCAACGCCAACGCCUGCUGGAACUGGGGCACCCAGAGAGCCAGCAGAUCACCAAGCAGCAGUCCCACAUAGACCGGCUGUACGUUUCCCUGAAGGACAUGGUGGAGCACCGCAAGACCAAGCUGGAGCAGCAGUACUGGAUGUACCAGCUCAACAAGGAGGUGGAGGAGCUGGAGAAGUGGAUCACCGAGCGAGAGUCGGUGGCCAGCUCCACCGAGCUGGGCCACGACCUGGAGGACGUCACGGUCCUUCAGGAGAAGUUCACCAAGUUCACCAUGGAGACGGACAGCGUGGGCCAGCAGCGGAUGGAGCAGGUGAACAAGAUGGUGAACGAGAUGAUCGACCUGGGCCACACCGACGCCGCCACCAUCGCCGAGUGGAAGGACGGGCUGAACGAGUCCUGGGCCGACCUGCUGGAGCUGAUGGAGACGCGCAGGCAGAUGCUGAUCGCGUCCCAUCAGUUGCACAAGUUCUUCACAGACUGCAAAGAGGUCUUGGCUCAGAUCGCGGGGAAGAUGAGGCAGCUGCCAGAGGUGAGGGCGUGCCAGGCCAGCAUCGCCAACCCAGCCACCCUGCAGAGGCUCAUGCACUCCUUCGAGCACGCCCUUCAACUGCUCGUCGCGCAGGUAAGGCAGCUUCAGGAGAACGCUGCCCAGCUGAGAACCAUCUAUGCUGGGGAGAAGGCGGAGGCCAUCAUGGUGAAAGAGAUGGAGGUGAUGGAGGCGUGGAGGCAGCUGCUGACCUCCUGCGAGGCCAGCCGGGUCCAGGUGACCUCGGUGACGGACAAGGUGCAGUUCUUCUCGGUGGUGCGCGAGAACCUCAUGUGGAUGGAAGGCAUCAUGGGCCAGAUCCGAUGGGAUGAACCCAGGGAUGUGUCAAUGCUGGAGCUGAUGAUGAAACAACACCAAGAGCUGAAAGCCAAGAUGGACAACCGCAGUAAAACCAUACAGCAGUGUGCCGACCUGGGGAAGAUCCUAUUGGCUGCUGGUAAUCCUGCAGCUGAGGAGAUAAAAGAGAAGCUUGACAGUCUCCUGGCCAAGCAGAAGGAUCUGGUUGAGAAAUGGGAGAAACACCAGGAAAGACUUCUACGCAAGCAGGAGAUGUUCAAGUUUGCCCAGGAGACAGUGAAGGCGGAGGCCUGGCUGACGGCCAAGGAGCCGCUCAUCUCCGCCAAAGCUCCGGAAGGAGGAGAGACCCAGGCCCUAACAGACGAAGUUGAGCAGCUCAUUCUCCGCCAUGAGGCUUUCCGCAAGGCUGCCGUAACCUGGAAAGAACGCUUCAGCUCGCUACGCCAGCUUUCCGCAGCAGAGAAGAAAAAAGAAGAGGAGCAAAAGACCACUCCGCUGUCUAGCCGACGGAUGUUCCCCCUGUCUUGUCUGACGUCCAGCCUCCCAUCCUCCAGUGCGGCCUCCUCUUACCUUAGGCAGACAGUCCAAGCCCACAUUGAGCCCAAGCCCAUGCAGAGCAAUCUAGAGCUGGCUGCCACGUCUGCAUCCCAGAGACUGGCCACGGCGAUGGCCAGCUACUCCCCGGUCCUGAAUGGAUCCAACUACCAUGGACUUGAUCAGCAAUGUGGCAGGAAGCCGGAGGGUUCUUCUUACCUCGGCAUGAACCACCUGGCGGCAGCUGGGGUCGGAGAUAGCCCCGGCUACUCAGGGUUGAACCCCCAAAGUGUUGGAGGAGAGAGCUCUGGUUACCUGGGAGUAAACCAUCAAACUGGAGGAGGUGCCGAGGGUUCGGGCUACCUUGGACUCAAUGCUGGGUCUGUAGGCAGCUCAGGCUCCCUCAUGCACAACUACCAAGGCAGUGGCGGGUUUGACGGUUCUAGUCACAUAGUUCCAAAACAUAGCAGCGGCAGUCUAGGAAGGGAGUCAAGCUAUCUACCACAGCAGCAAAACAUGGGCAGUUCUGGGUAUCUUGCACAACAGCAGAAUAUGGGAAGUUCUGGCUAUUUGGCACAACAGCAUAAUUUAGGUAGUUCUGGCUAUUUGGCACAACAGCCAAAUCUAGGUAGUUCAGGAUAUCUGGCACCGCAGCAAAAUGUAGGCAGUUCGGGAUAUCUGGCACAGCAAAAUAUGGGAAGUUCUGGAUAUCUGGCACAGCAACAGCCUAAUCUAGGUAGUUCAGGAUAUCUGGCGCAGCAGCAGCAGCAGCAGCAGCAGCAGCAGCAGCAGCAGCAAAAUGUAGGUAGUACGGGAUAUCUGGCACAGCAAAAUAUGGGAAGUGGAGUUCUCAUGGCGCAAAAUUAUCAAAGUAGUGCAGGAAUGGGCAGUUCGGGUUAUCUAGCACAAAAUCAUUAUGGCAGCGGGAGCCUGGGCAGCUCUGCAUUCCUGGCUCAGAGCGGCGGUAUCAUGGACCCUAAAAUGGCGUAUGCAUGGCAGCACCUUAAGGCAGACUUGCAGCCCAGGAUCAAUCACAUCCACAAGGCAGUGAACCCCCUGCUGGAGGCCAGCAGAAUGCAGAGGGAACAGUACGGGGACAUCCCCAUGGCGGAUAUGUGUCCAGAGUCUGGGCUGGAUCUCCUCCACGGCAGGCUACAGCGGGACCCCCGCGGCAGCCGCUCCGACCCCCAGAUGGACCACCUGAGGAGGGAAAGGGAGUACAAGCUGGGAAGGCAGACAUCCAGCGAGCAAGAGAUCCAGGCCCGGCUUAAUGAGCUGCCCAUGAUCGUCCGGCAGGAGCGCUACCGGAGGCGUGUGGAGAGGCAGUCCUCCAGCGAACAGGAGGGGAAUGGCAAGCCGCGGCUUCAGAGGCAGGACUCCAGCGACUUGGAGGGCUCAGUGAAGGACGGCUCAGUGAAGGGCGACGACAAGCGCUCAGGGGAGAAGAGGUCAACUAUGGCUGAGAUCGUGGAGCAGGUGCAAGAGAGAGAGGCAGCAGAGGCCCGGGGAGAAAACUACCGACCCUCUAGCAGCCUCUCUGCGCCUGUGACUCGCUUCGACGGGCGACCUCGUGCUCGAGACCGCCCCAAGCCAAGGAGGAGGCCCCGUCCGAAGGAACCUGAGGAGUCCAGGCGGUCCCGCUCAGCCCCGGCAACCGGUGCCCCGACGACGCCCCAGCCGCCCUCACACACUGCCCACAAUGAGGGCUUCCUCUACCGCAAGACGGCCACCGCCUCUGACCUGGAAGCCCAACAGAGGAGCCCCAACAGCAAGUCCUGGAUGAACGUGUACUGCGUGUUGAUCGAUGGAAAACUGACCUUUUAUAAGGACGGGAGGUAUCGCACCACAACGUACAACAGCGAGGCUCCUAUUGACCUCUCCAACUGUUCAUUUGACCCCACCAUUGGCUACAAGAAGAAGAAGAAUGUCUUUGUCCUCCAAAUCGAUGAUACAACCAACUUCGUAUUCCAUGCAAAAGAUGAGGAGGACCUGAAAACCUGGACAGCGAACAUCAUCACCAGCUUGGAGGAGCACGAGCAGAUGGCUGGGUGGGACAAGCCGGGGACGUCCUGCACGGACCCUGACCGCUCGGAGCGCAAGGAGAAGUCGGAGGGUGACGCAGACGCGCGAUCCGAGCGCUCCGAGUUUGUGGAGGGCGAGGACAGGUCAGAGAAGGAGAGAUCGGAGAAGGGCGAGGGCUCGGAGAAGCUGGACACUUCGGAGAUCGCCGACAAAGCGGAAGGGGGCGCGGGAGGAUCCAGCACGUCCGGCAAGAGCAAAUGAGUGGAGCGACGUUCCCAAUUCCCUUUUUUUAACUUUACACCCCCCAAUGACAGCAAGAGGGCGAAUGCUAGAGAUGGAUCGGGCGGGGUGAGAGGGGAGGAGAAUGGGGAAUGGGUGUUGGAAGAGGGUUGUUGCUGCGAGGGGGUGUGGUCCUUUUGUUUUUGUUUUUUCCCCCUUUCCACAGCACCGGAACACACUGAGGUCCUCAGACUGACUAUUGUUACUGUGAAAGACUGGCCUUUCCAGUUUCUCCCAGUCAAAGCAGGCAGUACAUCCUUGCUUGCCUGGUGUCCUCUGCCGGUGGAUCUACUAAGAGUUCCCUUGUGGCGACUAAGUCACUUUCUCGUUACAUCAUUGACCCUGAAUCUCUUGGGACUGGUUUCACCGCAUCCCCCUGUAUGUAUCUUUGACUGAUAAUGUAACGCUUUGUCCACCUAGACAACCUGAGAAGCAGCGAAUGAAAUGUCUCACGGUGUUAAAAAGAAAAAAAAACUUUUUUUUUUCAAGCAAUAUACUUUUUUUGGUUAUUUCUUCUCUUUCAUUAGAGAAAGAAAGGGGGAAAUGGAAGAAGAAAAAAAAAGAAAAUGUUGCAAAUAUGAACUGAUGAUUCGUCACAUCCACCUAUUCCAGGCAUCUCUGCACCUUAAACACUCACCACAUCUGUAUACUAAUCCCUCUCUGACAUUUAACCCCAUCACAUGGCAAUCUUUGAAUAUGUUAAUGUAUUGGAAUGCUGGGAUUUCCCAACCUGAGUUUAAAAAGUGUUAACUGAAAUUUCAGAAAAUUUCACCAGUGACUUUUUUGUUUUAUCGGUUCUUCUUAUUGGUUCUUCUUCGUAUGACGAUUAUUUCAAUGACCCAUGAAACCUCUGAAAAAUCAAACCUAUGAAAAAUCGAUUUUAGCCAGGAAACGCUAAGUGUCACAGUGUGACGCGAUGCCUUUGUAUACAUUACAUGUCGUAAAAACCAGAACAUUGCAUGAAAUAGUCUAUUAGUGCGCCUGUUACAGUAAUGCCUUUUUUAUGUUCUCAAAAUAAGUUGAGCAGUCUCAGAAUUGCAAUAAUUUAAUGUGAGUGGGGCAAUAUGUCAUUUGUUAACAUGGUCCUCUUCUCAAAGUUGAAAAAAAAAUGGCUUGUCUUAUCUCCACAGUAAGCAUGAGAUGAAAGGGGGUGUUCUUAGGAUAUAGCAAAAGAAAAAAGUAAAUACUCAUUUAUGUAUGAGAUGAAUGAAUGAAUGGACGGAUGAAUGACAUAGCUGUAUUACCUCAUGCUGUUUGUGUAGUAUUACUGCAGAUUUUUUUUUACGAUCAAAACAAGAUUGUAAUGGCUUCACCAUUGGUUUUGCCAUGCCCAAAAUCCAUCACACCCAGAAAUUAUUACACAGAAGAAAUAACAACUCACCUAUAUAUCUCCUUAAUUUGAAAUACACACAGAUUGGAUAUCGCAGUCAGGAGAGUGUUUAUGUAAAAGUGUCAUGAUUCAACUCAUAAAGUGUAUAUACCUAUCUUUGUAUGUAUACCACUGAAUUCUGUGCUCAAAUAAAAACAGUACUCUGUGCUGAAAAUGGGUAACAAUUUAAAAUAUUUGUAUUAACCUACAUAAGUGAAAUAAAAGGAAAUAUCACUCAAGUAUAAUAUUAAAUGUUUAUUCCAUUGAAAUAUUAAAAGUAUGCAAAUUAGGAUUCACUAUGGAAUAAUAUAGUGUAUGUAAGUACAGCAGUAUCUAGUUGCAUUAAAUACGUUUACCAAGGGAAAGCAGCAGUGCAUAUUCUAGGUAUGCUUGUUGCGUUUUUAUUUUAAUGUCUUCCGUUAUCUUAACCCCACCCCUGCCCCACACAAUCACCUGUGUGGGCCCAAAUAACAACACUGUCCAAAUACCAAGUUGUUCCAAAGUGUGUCUGUCCCAAGGAUGUGUGUUGUAUGUUGUUAGAAUCUACGCGAAAGUCUAAAUAAAAUAGCCAAGGCCACACGCACCCUGAGAUUGUUUUUUUUGUGAUCAAAUAGAGAAAUAUACUCCUCGCCUCUUGUUUUGUUUAACGUUAUGGUGUAGUGAUUCAUGGCCAGUGACUUUAACAACACUUUAACAGGUUGUCGGCCUACUUGAAUUUAACUCAACACAGAGUAUCGGUAGCAAUGGAUAUAUUUUUAAACGCUGGCAGCAUUUUGACAAGAUAUAAGUAAUUCUAAAUGCAUCUUUGGUUUCCAAACGAGCAUUCAAAUCUCAAUAACAGACAUCCGAUGUGAGACAACGGAUGCAGACAUAUGUGAACUCUUUGGAACCACAGUAACAAUGUUUCUGUGCAUAUUAAUGUCUACUUCCAAGACGUGAUUAUAUGCUAUAACAUGAUGUGAUGUUAUGCAGAUAUGCCAAUAUUACAGUGUUUUGAGUGAUAAACAUACGAGCCAUUUUGUGUAUUUUUUUUACUUGACACAUGUCAUUGCAAUAGAGUUUUUUAUAUUUCAUAACAUAAGCUCUAGUAUUUUCUUGUGUUACAUUGGUGUGCACAUUUAAAUACCCAUUGCGGAUAUUUUGUUGAAUCUCCCAGUGUGCGCUAUGUUGUUCCAUCAUGUUACUUUUACAGAACACACGGGGGGACUAUCACGUUGUAUAUACAGUGUUCAGUGAGGACCGAUGUUGUACCAUUCCUUUUCUAAUAUUAUUUAUCUCACUCAUGGGUCGUUUUGCAGUGUGUAUGUCUUUGUUUCCUUACAUUACAACUUGCUGCUAUGACAUUGAAUAAACUUCCAAACUUGCUGAUGCAAACUCGAUGUGGACAUCACAUUGUCCUUCUGGCUUGAUAAUAUACAACAAUUAAAUUCAAUUUGAUAAAAAAAACACACAUUGAAUUCCGUGUUCGAACCUUGCAUUGGUUUGAUCUUUCAGAGUAGGCCUAUACGCUGAGUCUUCCCCAACUCACCCCUCCCCCCCAACCCUGGUGACAAAUACUACAGUAGUAUUUACACAACCAGCCACAGCUCCACCAACCACAGUUCAGAAGUGAACAUCUUGAUCUCUAUACAGUCUAAACAGUCUCCAUGAGAUAGUAGUUCUUCCUAUCUCAUGGAGCCAACCAAUCAUGUUGGGUCAUGCUUCUGGAGCCAACCAAUCAUGUUGGGUCAUGCUUCUGUAGCCAACCAAUCAUGUUGGGUCAUGCUUCUGGAGCCAAACAAUUAUGUUGGGUCAUGCGUCUGGUGUUAUAGCAAUGUGAUAGGGCCAUCAUCGCGUGGAGACACUUCACACUACAAGUAGUAAUCUGAAUGUUAAAAAAAAUCCAUGGAAGGAAAUAGUGUCUUUUACAUGUGCUUUUCAAGUGUUAAACACCCCUACUCCACCUGGAAAUAGGUAGUAGCUUACACUUUGUAUGAAUGACCAAGCUGUGGGGCGGCCCAUCAUUGGAGGAAUGUCACCCAGAGAGGGCUGUUUUAUCCAAAGUUGUACAUGUCAAGGGGUUACACACAGUGCUUGAGAACAUUAUGCUUGAGAUAUUUGCUUCUGUACAUACAGGAAUUGGUACGAUACGAACAUUUUGCGCUGUAAUUAUGGCUUUCUUAUAGCAACCAAUGAAACGCCGUAUCCCAACAUGAGCCUACAUGCAGUUUUCAAUAAAAUGCGAGUGGACAUGUUGAAUAAUUGAUGGUGUGGGGGUAAGAAAAGAAAAUUCUCAUGCAACUUUUGUUUUGCACUAAAGUACAGCCCCAUACACAGUGUGAAACGUUAGUGGUGAUGCAGGGUCUUCUCAAUAAUAAUAAUAAUAAUAAUAAUAAAAAAAACAUAUGUAUACAGUAUUGCACAAAGUCUGCACAACUCAAUGUAUGUUUUAAGAAUGUACAUUUUAAUUCUAAUUUGUUUAAUGAAUGAUCGAGUAACAUUUGCCAAUAUCUGUCUGUGGAAACAUAAUGGAAAUAUGGUAUUGUCUCAUAAACUCUAUUCAUCCCUUAA
Messenger RNA from Gadus morhua (Atlantic cod), 9603 nucleotides. It is a transcript of the gene sptbn4a, whose product is annotated as spectrin, beta, non-erythrocytic 4a. The record is from RefSeq and is a predicted model, not a curated record. Bases 927 to 5666 code for a protein of 1579 amino acids. The transcript has 20 exons. Gene Ontology annotation, molecular function: protein binding; phospholipid binding. NCBI's taxonomy places the organism in Eukaryota, Metazoa, Chordata, Actinopteri, Gadiformes, Gadidae.